CCGCAAAAGCAAAGAAAGAACGAUUGCAAAAAAUGGCUAUAUCUUCAUCCAAAUGCAGAAGCAAUUGCCAUGUUAGGUCAAUUAGCUUGCCUUCAAGAUCCCAUCCCACCACUCUCAGGAUUGUUGAUUUGAUCAACAAGCUACAAUCAUCAUGGGACGCGGCCUCGACUUUGUCCUCUGGGUCGGUCUGCGCUGGGCUCUCGGGCCUCGAGGAAGUCUAUGUUUGCUUGGAUGAUCUCCUCAACAUGAGAUCAACUCAACAAACCCUCUCUUGCAGCCAACAGGAGGGAUUCAUUAACGAGCUAUUGGAUGGAUCAGUCCAGCUACUAGAUGUUUGUGACUACACUAGGCAAACCUUGUUGCCUCUUAAGGAGCAGGUGCGCUCGCUCCGAUCCGCUCUGCGCCGGAGAAAGGGUGAAUCGGGCAUCGAGACAGGUGUUGCGGAAUACGCCAACUUCAGGAAGAGAAUGAAGAAGGAUGCCAAAAGAUUGAUGGCUGCGUUGAGGAAGAUGGCGACCAAGCUUGAAGAUUAUGAACUGGAGAAUGAAGAUCACCACCUCUCAUCUGUGAUGAGAGUGGUGAGAGAUGCUAAUCUGUUGGGCACUUCAAUUUUCCAAUCUCUAUUGUCAUUCAUGGCAACGCCAGUGUCAAGGCCUAACAAGCAAAUUAGCAGGUGGUCCAUAGUGUCCAAACUGGUGCACACAAAGGGGGCAAUAUCUUGGGAUCAAGAAGAGAAGCAAGUGGAUCUGAAUGAGUUGGAAUGUGUGGAUCGUGCCUUAACCACAAUGUGCAAGCACAUUUCAAGAGAAGGGGUUGAUGGGGAGAAGUUGCAAGUCGCACAAUGCAAAUUGGAGGAUUUGGAGAUUGAGAUUGGAAGGAUUGAGGAUGCCUUAGAAGGCCUGUACAGGUUCUUGAUUAGAACAAGGGCCUCUCUUUUGAACAUUAUGUCACAAUAGAGGAAACUUUUUCAAUUGCACAAUUUUGUUCCUUGUACAUGCCGAUCAUUGGGAUCCGGCGAAGUGCCGCUGUCCUAUAGAAGGUAUACAUCAUAUGUAUAGUGAAAAAAAUAGAAAAUAAUAAUAUUAUUAU
This is a messenger RNA of Syzygium oleosum, 1089 nucleotides long. RefSeq lists its product as uncharacterized. Bases 33 to 956 code for a protein of 307 amino acids. Gene Ontology annotation, biological process: shoot system development; root development. The record is from RefSeq and is a predicted model, not a curated record. Lineage: Eukaryota; Viridiplantae; Streptophyta; Magnoliopsida; Myrtales; Myrtaceae. The transcript has a single exon.